UUUCAUCACAAUUCACCGCACGCACAGAGUUUCUUGAUUUUCAUGCCAAACCCUUCUUUCUUUCUUUGAGAGACACUCUGCCAAUAUAUCACUAGAUCCACUCCUUUGUAUUAUUUGUAUGCGUUUUUAUAUACAUAUCCACUAAAUUCAAUUGCACAUCGAGAUUCUUUCUUUCUUCCUUUAUUUUUUUUAAAUAAGAAGAAAUAAAAAGGAUUUGGGCUUGGGAAAGAAUCGAAGAAAGUGAGGGAGAGGGAGAAUCUUUUAUCUUUGUGCAUGUUGCGUACAAAAUCUUUAAAGCGAAAUCGUGCAUACGUUAACCCACGACUCCCCACGACGCUGCUCCAAGAUUUUGUUCUCUUAGUUCUCUGGAGCUCUCCAACAUUCUUAUUUCUUCCCUUUCCCUCAUCCACUUCUCUCAUCCACCCCAAUAACUCAUCGUCACCAUCAUCGUCGUACACUACACACACAUGACAUGCAUGUAUCUGCAUUAAUUCCUUAUAAUAAGUGAAAACACACACACACACACACGUACGCUAGCUAGCUAGCUUGUGGUUGUGGGGUAGUUUUAAAUAAAUAAUAAAUAACCAAUGGGCGUCAACAACGGCAAGCUUGUUCUGUUAACAUUUGCUAUAUGUCGUUUGAUAGUAACGGUGGGGUUAACGGAGCUGUUCGAUGUGGCACUAGAGGGUGGAGUGAGCGUGGAGAGGCAAGAAGUGGAAGCGGCUUCGGUGGAUUUCGGGAUGUUGGGAAGAGGAGAGGCUUUGGCGGUGGUGCAGGCGGCGUCGGCGGAGGACGUGGGAAAGGCGGUGAAAGCGGCGUUUGAGUGGGGUUUGGCGGUGUCGGCACGAGGGCACGGGCACUCGAUAAAUGGGCAAGCGUUGAUAAAAGGGAAGAAGAAAGGGGUGGUUAUAGAAAUGGGGAAAAAGGGUGGUGAAGGAAUGAUAAGAGUGUGUUGGGAAAGAAUGUAUGUGGAUGUGUGGGGUGGGAAUUUGUGGAUAGAGGUUUUGAGUGCAACAUUGGAGUAUGGGUUGGCUCCCAUGUCUUGGACCGAUUACUUGUAUUUGUCUGUGGGUGGAACCCUAUCCAACGCUGGGAUCAGUGGACAGACCUUCAAUCACGGUCCUCAGAUCACCAAUGUUUAUGAGCUCGAUGUCGUUACUGGAAAGGGUGAACUGUUGACGUGUUCAGAAGAUCGUAACUCAGAGUUGUUCCAUGCGGUUCUUGGAGGUCUUGGACAAUUCGGAAUCAUCACAAGGGCUAGAAUUGCUCUCGAACCAGCUCCUCAGAGAGUUCGUUGGAUACGAGUACUGUACUCCAAUUUUUCAACCUUCUGUAAGGACCAGGAGUUUCUCAUCUCUCUGCAUGGGAAACCAGCAAGGCAGAGAUUCGACUAUGUAGAGGGUUUCGUGAUAGUGGAUGAAGGGCUCAUCAAUAAUUGGCGAUCUUCAUUCUUUUCACCAAGUAACCCUGUCAAAAUCACUUCCCUCAAAGCUGACGGAGGUGUUUUGUACUGUUUGGAGAUUACCAAAAAUUACAACCAAGAGAACGCCGAUUUUGUUGAUGAGGAGAUAGAGGGUCUAUUGAAAAAGUUAGAUUUUAUACCAACAUCGGUGUUCACAACGGAUCUGCCUUAUGUGGAUUUUCUGGAUCGUGUACAUAAGGCUGAGCUCAAGCUUAGAGCCAAGGGUUUAUGGGACGUCCCUCAUCCAUGGCUCAACCUUUUUGUUCCAAAAUCAAGGAUAGCGGACUUCGACAAGGGUGUGUUCAAGGGCAUUCUGGGAAACAAGACAAGUGGGCCUAUCCUCAUUUACCCUAUGAACAAAAACAAGUGGGACCAUCGGAGCUCGGUGGUGAUACCAGAAGAGGAGGUGUUUUACCUGGUGGCAUUUCUGAGAUCAGCAUUGGAUACUGAGACACUGGAGUACCUGACUAAUCAGAACCGUCAGAUUCUGAGAUUCUGCCAUGAUUCGGAGAUCAAGGUGAAACAGUAUCUGCCCCAUUACACAACACAGCAGGAGUGGAUGGACCACUUUGGAGAUAAGUGGACCCAAUUCAAUGCCAGGAAAAUGCAAUUCGAUCCUCGACGAAUCUUAGCCACGGGCCAACAAAUAUAUGAAUUUGAGCCCUCCCUCUCCGUCACCAAGGAUGACAUGUAGCAACAUGCAAAACAACUUCCGAAGGACAACAGUGGAAA
Messenger RNA from Abrus precatorius (Indian licorice), 2194 nucleotides. RefSeq names its product cytokinin dehydrogenase 5. Gene Ontology annotation, biological process: cytokinin metabolic process. The record is from RefSeq and is a predicted model, not a curated record. Lineage: Eukaryota; Viridiplantae; Streptophyta; Magnoliopsida; Fabales; Fabaceae. The coding region runs from base 588 to 2156 and encodes 522 amino acids. The transcript has 5 exons. Gene Ontology annotation, molecular function: cytokinin dehydrogenase activity; FAD binding.